Molecule: messenger RNA, 948 nt
Organism: Tachyglossus aculeatus (Australian echidna)
Lineage: Eukaryota; Metazoa; Chordata; Mammalia; Monotremata; Tachyglossidae
Product: putative olfactory receptor 14L1
Exons: 5
Coding region: 1-948 (315 amino acids)
Biological process (GO): G protein-coupled receptor signaling pathway
Cellular component (GO): membrane
Molecular function (GO): olfactory receptor activity; odorant binding; G protein-coupled receptor activity
Source: RefSeq, a predicted model, not a curated record
AUGUACAUCUUCCUCAGGCACCUAUAUGUCCUGGACCGCUGCCUCAUCUCUGUCACCAUCCCCAAGUCCAUCCACAAUUCCCUGAAAUACGGUAGAGAAAUCUUCUCCCUGGGCUGCGCUUUCCAAGUGUUUGCGUUCAUACUCUGUGUCUGUGCAGAGACUCCCCUGCUCACGGCGAUGUCCUUCUACCACUAUGCGGCCAUCUCCCUCUUCCUCCUCUACUGGCUCACCAUGGAUGAUGGAGCCUAUGGGAAGAUGGCGGCUACAUCGUGGUUCUUUGGCUCACUGAGCGACAUAACGCACUCCACUGCCACCUUCUCCGUCCCCGUCUGGAGGUCCAACGUCCUCCCCCAGUUCUUCUGUGACAUCCCUCAGCUCAUCGGUCCCGCGUGGCCCACUCUGCCGGGAAAUCUCACUAUCGCCGACGCGGCCUUUGGCCAGCGCCCCCACACCCCCAUGUACUUUUUUCUCAGGAACGUGUCCAUCCUCAACACCUGCUGCAUCUCCGUCACGAUUCAAAAAUCGAUCCUUAACUCCCUGAUCAUUAGCAGAUCCAUCUAUUUCAGAAGAUUUCAGAGCUGUCUGUACUCACGGCGAUGUCUUACGACCGUUUACGCCACCAUUUGCCGCCCCCUGCGCUAUGCCUUCUUGUGUAAUGUCUGCUCCUUACUGAAGAUCUCCUGUUCAGAAAUGCACAUUGUCAUUAACGUCAGCGUGGCUAUAGAGUCUGGCCAAAGCCUUCUCCACCUGCCUGCUCCACCUCACCUUGUCACCCUUUUUAUCUCGACCGGAAGCUUCACUUAUCUCAAACACAUGUCAGACUCCCCCUCGACACUGGACCUGUUGGUGGAUGUGCUCUACACCACGACGCUUCACACCAUGAUCCCCCUCAACUACAAUCUGAAAAACAGGGACAUGAAGGCUGCCUUGAGGAAUGCUCGUGGCUGA